AUGUCUCGAGUCUUUAGAAUUAUAAUUCUUUUUGCUGUCGUAGUUCUCGUAGUAGACGGAGUCUUCAGAAGUAACUACCACUUUGAGAUUCUUUCAAACGGCAGUAAGUAAUACUAUUUUAGUUUUGUAAUUCAGGUUUUUAGCCUUGAUACGAGUAUUUGGUAGACGGCCUCCUCCCCUUGGUAUGCCCCUGCCCCUUCAUCGUUUUGUGGUUAAUUAAAUAACGUACAAUUUCACCAAUUUCACUUCGAUUAAUACUCUAUUCAAUACGCUGCACAAGAUAAUGUCGUUGCAUUAAUUUAACGUUGAUUUAUGCUUACCAAAGGCUUUAACAUAAUAAAAUUUGGAAGCAAAUGCCAACUUGUUCUUUGUCGUUCAAAACAUGGUUUUGAGAUAAGCUAGUUGGCCAGUUGCUUGCAGAAAUGGAGGGUUUGAAAGAUCUGGGUCAUUGCGCUAACCAGAGAUUGCCACGGCUCCGGAGCCGGCUCUUGGCUCCGGCUCUGAGCGGCUCCCGAGCCGAAAGUCGGAGCCAGGCUUCUCAGCGUUCAGAAGAGUAUAAUCAAAAUUUGGGGCUAAGGUAG
This is a messenger RNA of Bursaphelenchus xylophilus (pine wood nematode), 581 nucleotides long. Lineage: Eukaryota; Metazoa; Nematoda; Chromadorea; Rhabditida; Aphelenchoididae. The record is from the annotation of a GenBank genome assembly.